Molecule: messenger RNA, 6004 nt
Organism: Perca fluviatilis (European perch)
Lineage: Eukaryota; Metazoa; Chordata; Actinopteri; Perciformes; Percidae
Gene: rnf103
Product: ring finger protein 103
Exons: 7
Coding region: 493-2646 (717 amino acids)
Biological process (GO): protein ubiquitination
Cellular component (GO): endoplasmic reticulum
Molecular function (GO): ubiquitin-protein transferase activity
Source: RefSeq, a predicted model, not a curated record
AGCCGGAUGUGACGUCAUCUCUGUGACGGCGCUAUGUGUACCCAGCUGAUCGGAGCAAAAAUAAGAUCCGUCAUUGGUGUCUUUUUCUAAUGUGGAUAUCUUAAACCACAUCAGCAUUCGGUGUCGCUCGCUACUUUCAUUCAGCGGGAAACUGCAGUGCGUGCAGUUGACACUGGAUCUUGUCGACGCCUAUUUGUUUUGGUUAAUACCAAGGCCUACCUGCAUGCUAAGCUAAUUAGCUAGCUGUCACCGUUAGCAGGACUCACGAAUGUGAACUACUGGUGAAGGAAGUGAACGGUCAGGGAUAUCUUCCCAGCCACACUCGAUCAAACGAUGAAGGUCUGACGGACAUACAAAUAUUUUAUAUUAAGCAAAUGUAUGUUGUGAAUAGGUAGAAAGUGAUUGGAAGCCUAUGUAGCCUAUCCAUUGGUCAUAGACAGCCUAUGACAGAUACAUUAUCUUGUGCCAGCAGCGCUCUCGUCCAGCUUUAAGAUGUGGUUAAAAUUGUUCUUCUUACUCUUGUAUUUCAUAGUGUUGUUUAUGCUAGCAAGGGUUUUUGAGGCGGUAGUUUGGUGUGAGACUGGUAUGUUCGCCUCUCAGCUUGUGGAUCCAGUUACUCUCAGUUAUAAGAAGUUGAAGACCAUCCUGGAGUGUCGAGGGCUGGGAUACUCCGGACUGGCUGAGAAGAAGGAUGUCAGCGAGCUGGUAGAGAAAUCAGGAGAGUUGACACAGGGGGAGCUGUACUCUGCCAUCAAGAAAGAGAAGGAGCAGACAGAGGCAGGAGAUGCCAGCACAACACACUUCAGUGGAGAAAUGCACUUCUAUGAAUUAGUGGAGGACACUAAAGAUGGGAUAUGGCUGGUUCAGGUCAUUGCCCAGGACCGUGAAGCUUUGCUCAGUCAUUCCAACUGGGGGAAGAUGGUGCAGAAAGUGUCUCAGUUUGGGAUCAGAACUGGAACCUUCAACUGCUCUAAUGACUACAGGUCUUGCAUCAAGCGUGGCUGGCAGCGCUCCACUCUCAUCAUGUCUGUUCCUCAGACUUCAGCAUCAAAGGGCAAAGUCAUGCUAAAAGAAUACAAUGGCCGUCGCAUUGAAACUGAUCACAUCUUCCGCUGGAUGACCUCGCAUGUGGCUCAUCGAAUCAAAACCCUGCAUCAUUCUGAGCAAUUGGUGGAGGAGUGGCGCGCUGAUCCAGCCCACCCAGUUAAGAUGUUUCUGUUCGCCCGUCUGUCCCAGCCUCCCGCCUUCUUCUCCUCGCUGUCAGUCAAGUUUACCGGCAGGAUUGAGUUCAUCUUCGUAGAUGUACGUCACUGGGACAACUACAGCAGCCUAUCGGAGAUUGAUGUGUCACAGAGCCCUGCCUACAUUCUCAAGAUGCCUGAGGGCAUCUACCGCUAUGGCAACAGUACCGGGGAGUUCCUAUCCCUGGCUGCCAUGGAUACUUUCCUGCGUUCGGUCCAGCCGGAGGUCAAUGAUAUGUUUGUCCUCAGUCUGGUCCUGAUUAACUUGCUGGCCUGGAUGGAUCUCUUCAUUACACAGGGAGCAACAGUGAAACGAUUUGUAGUUCUGAUCCGAACACUUGGAACCUACAACUCUAUACUGCUGGUGUCCUGGCUUCCUGUUCUGGCUCUCCUUCAGAUGCCCUAUCUGGACACUCUGUAUAGUUACAGUCUGAAGCUGCUUCGUUAUGCUGACACCACCACAUUGGCCAGCCUGGUGAGAGCUGACUGGACUUUCUACUCAUCCCACCCAGCUCUCUUCCUGUCCACCUACCUGGCCCAUGGCCUGCUGGUCGACUACUUUGAGAAGAAACGCCGCUGUGGAAUCAGGAGCCAAGAGGACAGCACCACCAACCUGGAGUGGCUGGCCAGUCUGUGGGACUGGUACACUUCGUAUUUGCUCCACCCAAUCGCAUCGCUGCAAGACCCAUCUGACCACUCAGACUGGGAGGAUGACCCCAACUUCUUAUUUCAGCGUUUGGCUUUCCCUGAUCUCUGGCUUCGCCCGUUAGUAAACAUGGACUAUAUUAAUGCCCUGCCAACCUGGAGGUUCAGAGCUGUUGGUCAGGACAGGGGGGAGGUGUCUGGUGGAAGGUUGGAUGAAGACACAGAUAGUUCACAUUCAGACACAGAGAGCAGGGAGCAGAUGGAUUCCCUUCCUGCAGAUCCCAGCAGACCUCCACACAGCAGCAAAAGACACAAGAGAUCAAUGUGCAAUCAGGACAGCAACUCACAGCUCUCUGUGUACAACAACAUAGACCCCAGCAGUAGCUGUCAGUGUGUGUGUGCUGUUGCUGCAUCAUCCUUUUGCUGUCGUCAUGGGAACAUAAUCCCACCAUCAGCAGACAGGGCACUGAUGGACGGCUGCCUCACACUUGAAGGUGUCUCCAACCAUCAACAAUCUGAUUGGUCGGUGUGGCCCUGUGACAUGCUGCAGUGUUCAGAGUGUGUGGUAUGUCUGGAGAACUUUGGAAGUGAGGAGCUGCUGAUGGGUCUGCCAUGUGGCCACGCCUUCCACCAGCAGUGCAUUGUGGUGUGGUUGGCAGCAGGCAGACACUGCUGUCCAGUGUGUCGCUGGCCCAGCUACAAGAAGAAACAGCACAGAGCUGCACAGAGCAGCUCUACUGAAAACCCACUGCAGGACUGAUGACUAUGUCUAACUGAGCCCUUCUUCGCGUGUCCUCUCUACUCUCACUGUUCAUCGGCACAUAGCUCACUUGGCAUUGAGACUGUGAUAUAAUCACAGCUUUCUUGGGGUGAAGUUGAGGCUGGGGUGGAAUUAAGGAGAAAACAUUAUCAGUAUGAGUGAGCAGGGCUGCUGUUGUCAUGACCCAUCAGUUAGCUUGCUUUAAUUACUGUUGAAGGCAAUAUGCUGGCCAUUGUGGCAGAGAUGAAACUAUGAAAAGACUAGUCACCAUGAUGUUUGUAUAGAGAGGAUAUUGAUUCACGCAGUAACAAUUGGUUAAGUCACAGCAAACUUCGUAGUGCAAUAAAAACAUAUUUCUGGUUUUGCCCUUUUCACUUACCAGUCUGUUCAGCCUAGAAAUCAUUUAGAGUGAGAUUUCUUCCACUUAGUGUUGUGAUUUCCGGCUGGAAAAAAAGCUACUUAUCAAGCGAACUGCAUUAAAACAAAAUUAUAUAAUAAAAAAAAGCAUGUACACUGUCUGCCCCACUUUAUGUGUUUAUAUUGUAAUUAUAAGUUUGUUAAGAAUUGGAGGGAACUAGAUGGGCUUCUCUAUUUAACGCUCUCAUUGGUCAACACAGGAAAGAUAUUUGCAGAUAUUUGUCAGUGCAACAAUACAAUUCAAUGAAUGAAUCGGGUGUGAAAUAUCACACUUCAGUCUUCCGGUUUUGAAGGUAUUGACAUGACCCCACCAACGUCUCAGAAUCUUAAUUUUUACAUGACUUAAGUAUUUAUUUUGAUUUUUCCAGAGAUAAUGUGCCUAGAAAAGUUUCCUGCCCUACCAUUAUCAAUAGUUUCUACCUUAAUUCUGCCUCACAGUGUGUCCCUCUAGUCUAGGGCAUUUAAAAAUGCAGUACUUGAGCUGUGAUUUAUCACUCAGAACCCAAAAACAUACAGUUGUUGUAAACCUUGUUUUUAGAUGAGGACCUGAAUAAAGUUAGUUGGUCAUAGUGUAGAUCAAGUACCCAAUUACUGAGCCAUGUGGGGUAUUCAGCAACAUGUCUGGAUCACCGACAUUGUAUUUUGACAACUUGCAUAAGUUUUACACAAUAACUUAUAAUAACUAUAUUAAAGACCAAUAAGCCUCUGAUUGGAUGUGCUCUAAACCACACAUGGUUACAGACUUCAGUUCGGGUACUCACAUUGAUGUGAUGCAAAUGGUAUAAUGGUGCAGCACUUAAAAAACAUGCAUAACACCCCUUACGUUAGAGGCUGCUCAGAUACACACUAAUCUGCUGCCAUCAACUUUCUGCUGUGGUUUUAUUAAAAAAAUGUAUUAAAAAAGAUGGGGCUCCUACAUUUCCUAAGAAAAUGCACAGUAGCAAUACUAGUGACAGUCAGCCCUUAUUUUAACCCAGUACAGUGGCACUGGCAUUAUUUGCCUUCAUUGCAUUAGUCUUUGCCCUAACACAACUGUGGAUCCAUUAUGUUUGAGGAUUUAAAGAAAUUCUGGUUACACUUUAAGGUAUCUACAUAAGAGUGAUGUGACACUGUCGAACGUGUCAUAACAAGUCAUAAAUGUUUAUGACAUAACGCUUCUGUCAAUGUCAUUCGGUUUUUGUCGUGACAAGUUAGGGUUAGAGUUAGGUUAGGGUCAUGUCACUCUUAUGUAGAUACCUUCAAGUAAAGUGUUACUGAAAUUUCAUUAGAAAGGCUUCAGGCCCACAUAAAUGUUUUGGACACAACACAUGUAUUUUAAAAGUUACACUAUAAUAUAAUACAUUUUAGAGAUAAGUGACUUCCACCACUAGCUUGAGGCCACUGUGUUCAUAGCCAGGGCCAGAAGUUAUGUACAGCAGCUGUCAAGCUACAUCACUUAACUAAAAGCAUAACACAGUUAGAGCUGCACUAAUAAAUACUUUAUAUUACCAGUGGGUCAAAUUACUCAGAUCAAUGUGAAAGACAUUUUGUAGUGACAAACCACAGAGAAUUAUAACUGCAGUUCCCCUUAGCUUCACUGAGCAUUUUAGCCUCUUUUAGCUUGUCCUUUUAAUUAAAAACUCUGCUCUCAUCAACCUUAUUUUAAGCAGCAGGCAGCAGUUUCAGUGAAGAAGCUCUGAUAAACUCACUGUACACUACCUGCCCAGAAGCAAACCGCAGACAGACAAACAGCAGAGCUUGCAAACAAUGCUGCAGUUUUUUAAAUAUUGAAUAUUAACUAUUUGAAUUGGCUAAAAGAUUCCACAGUCCAACUCUACAGCAAAUGAAUCGGCCCAAAUGGGUUUAUAUGUUUUUCUUUUAAAUGUGUGAUGUUAUCUCUGUGAGGUAACAAUACAUGGACACAGUCCUUGUCAUGGUGGCUGUUAUUGCCUGACCCUUGCCUUUACCACGAAUGGAAAUGUGUCAGUGAGAAAACCUAAUAUUAAUUUAACAUGGUAUGAAGGUGCAAGAGGGUCCCAAGUUUUUCUUGACAUUAACCCCUUUCAUUACCCUUUUAAACAUCAGUUUCAGUGUAGCUUAGAAACAAAAAGGUUACAGUGGAAGAACUUUGCUCAGUGUGCAUGCUUUUCUUUUUUGACUUCAUCAGUCUUCAUGGUGGCUGCCAGGAGCUGAGCUGCAGCUGGGCUCCUGCUGCUGUAUGCAUUUACUGGAAGUCUGAUGACCUGCUCAUGGGUAGCUUGUUGUGCAGUAAAUCAAAGAGCCUUAGUCAGUUGUCAUUAUGUGUUAUUGUCCUGAUCAGGCCCCAAACCUACAGGCUUUGACCUUGACUAAAUUAAUAGUUUUAACCCUAAAUGUCUCAAGAAAAGAAACAAAGCUCUUAUUGAAUUAAUGUAAGUAGCUUUCACUUCUAUGUGCUGCCAACAAAAAUUAUUGUCGGUAUAUUUUCACAUUUUGAAUUGGAGGUUUUGUAGUAACUUAAACAGUUUGGGAAGAAACGCACUGUUAGACCUACAGCAUCUGUAUAGUAUAAAUGACUUGCUGAUAUUACAAUAUGACUAGGUAGUCCUGCUGCUGCCACCCUUUGGCAAAUGCAGAAACCUCCAGCAAGCUAAGGGAGCAUAUCCUUUGUUUUGUAUUGCCUAAGGUUUAGUUUACAGUUUACCUUUGAAAUGCACACAUGCUUUGCUAAUUAUCUUAUUAUGUCUAAAAUCCUGCUUGUGAAGCUGUUAGCAGGCUGUUACUUUACCCUGCAUUGUUUAAAAAAAAAAAAAUCCUGAUUUAAAAUGUCCAAAAAUAAUUGUAAUUUAUUAACUUUUAAUGGUGCUUAACCAUAAUAUUCCAACUCAUACCUGUCCUCUUUCUGUGUGUUAAGGGCAAGAAAAGAAAAAGUUAUAUGUAGAGCAGUAAGACUCAUCCAAAAUAAAAGUGUUUCAGAGCUUUA